AUGGCCGACUACGCCAAAAAGAAGAAUGACGAGCUCGCAACACUCUGCAAAGAGCGCGGUCUGGCUCAUACUGGCAAGAAAGCAGAGCUUGUGAAGCGACUGGAAGACUACGAUGCUUCGUCGGGUGGUGCAGUCGAGAAAGCUGGCGUGGAUGAUGAAAUCGACUGGGACGACGAACCGGCAACCGAGACAGCAAAGGCCGCGACCACCCAACCUGCCGCCGAUGCGCUGGCCGCUGGCGGUGUGGGCGAAGUCGGCAAUCCACAAGCUGUUCCCAACCAAGUCGCCACCAUCGACCCUGCCCAGACAAACGACCUGUCCGUCGACCCACCUGCUCCCGCUGCGGAGGAAGCGGUCAAAGAAGAGAGAGACUUUGCUACAGGCUUGGCCGACCGUACCAUUGAUGAGGAGAUUGAGAAGCGAAAGGCUCGCGCACGCAAGUUUGGGCUGCCAGAGGACAAUGACGAGAUCAAAGCACUGGAGCGCGCGAAGCGCUUUGGCACUGAUGCUCUGCCCGGUCUACUCAACAGAGCACUCCCGAAUGAUCGGAAGCGCGGUGGAGAUGGGGCUGCCGAUGGUGGAGUGAGAAAGAGGGGCGGUAGCUCUCAACGCGGAAGACCUGGUAGAGGAGGACGAGGCGGAGGCGGAGUGAGAGAACGGACCCCACAGGCAGCGGGCGGCCAUCCGGGUUGGAUGACUCAAGCAGAUCGAGAGGCAAUGGAGCGACGCAAGGCCAAAUAUGCAACAGCCAGCUGA
This is a messenger RNA of Neohortaea acidophila, 756 nucleotides long. RefSeq lists its product as uncharacterized. Gene Ontology annotation, cellular component: nucleus. The transcript has a single exon. Gene Ontology annotation, biological process: poly(A)+ mRNA export from nucleus. NCBI's taxonomy places the organism in Eukaryota, Fungi, Ascomycota, Dothideomycetes, Mycosphaerellales, Teratosphaeriaceae. The record is from RefSeq and is a predicted model, not a curated record. The coding region runs from base 1 to 756 and encodes 251 amino acids.